CCCGCCCCUCUGGCUGCGGUGCAUUUCCUACUUGUGCUGUUUUAUGUUUGAUUUCUCGGCUCAGCUGGGCAGAGCCGCUGAGACAUCUCUCCUUCCCACAAGACACUUCCCGGGUUGAGCAAGAUGGACUAUCAAGUGACAACUACCUUCGAUUACAUUGAAUACAGCAUCUCAGAACCCUGCCAAAAAACCGAUGUGAAACAGAUCGCAGCCCAGCUCCUGCCCCCGCUCUACUCGCUGGUGUUCAUCUUUGGUUUUGUGGGCAACCUUCUGGUCGUCCUCAUCCUGAUAAACUGCAAGAAGCUGAAGAGCAUGACGGACAUCUACCUGCUCAACUUGGCCGUCUCCGACCUGCUCUUCCUCCUCACCAUCCCCUUCUGGGCUCACUACGCAGCAGACCAGUGGGUCUUUGGGAACACAAUGUGUCGGCUUUUGACAGGGCUCUAUUUUAUUGGCUUAUUCUCUGGAAUCUUCUUCAUCAUCCUCUUGACAAUCGAUAGGUACCUGGCGAUCGUCCACGCUGUGUUUGCUAUCAAAGCCAGGACGGUCACGUCUGGAAUGGUGACAAGUGGGGUCACCUGGGUGGUGGCUGUGUUCACCUCUAUCCCAGGGAUCAUCUUCUCCAAAUCCCAGAAAGAGGGUCCCCGUUAUACAUGCAGUCCGCAUUACCCAACCAGUCAGUAUUAUUUCUGGAAGAAUUUCCAGACGUUAAAGAUGGUCGCCUUGGGCCUGGUCCUGCCGCUGCUCGUCAUGGUGGUCUGCUACUCGGGAAUCCUGAGGACCCUGCUCCGGGUCCGCAACGAGAAGAAGAGGCACAAGGCCGUGAGGCUCAUCUUCGUGAUCAUGAUCGUGUACUUUCUCUUCUGGGCUCCCUACAACAUCGUCCUUCUCCUGAACACCUUCCAGGGUUUCUUUGGCCUGAAUAAUUGCAGUAGCUCUAAUCGGCUGGACCAAGCCAUGCAGGUGACGGAGACCCUGGGGAUGACGCACUGCUGUAUCAACCCCAUCAUCUACGCCUUCGUCGGGGAGAAGUUCCGAAGCUACCUGGUGGGCUUCUUCCGAAAGCACAUCGCCAGGCGCCUCUGCAAACGCUGUCUGAUGUCCCAGCGGGAGGCUCCCGAGCGCGGAGCCUCCAUCUACACCCGGUCCACUGGGGAGCAGGAAAUCUCUACGGGCCUGUGACCCGGAUGGGUUUUUACACACAGACUGAGGGUGGCAGCUGUUAUGUUAAAAAGGAAGUUACUGUCGUAGAGUGUCGGAGACCCAUCCUCCUGCGUGGCUUCUGCCCAUCCAUUCUAGAAUGCCAAAUGGAAAAUAUGUGGCUGGAAGAGCCACCUUGUCCUCUGCCCUCCACCUGCAUCAACUGGAUGAACUCUCCCUUCACUGAAAAAGUUCAUUAUUUUAAAAAUCCCCAGAGAACUGCUGAUUUUUGAGUUUGGUAACCUGCCCAGGAACAGCAAAAUGAAUCAAGGAACGUACUGUAUAGUUUCUUGCCUGCACAAGGCAACAGACAGGUUGUAAAUGCAUUUAAAAGGGGUCCUUGUCUUGCCGUGGGGAGAGGAGACGUGGACGGGGUCAGUUGUGAAGGGCCAUCUUCCUCGCGUGAUCUCCCCUCCGAUGUAGGUAAUAAGUUGCACAGACACUCAGGACCAGGUGCGAGCCCCGUGGCCAGGUGAGCUGGGCAAGCUUCUUCAGUGAGGAGGGAUUGGAGGGGCACCAGCUGUUGGCGGAAGAGAGGGAGCUGAGCCCCAGGCUGCAGGCGCUGCGCGGC
Molossus molossus (Pallas's mastiff bat) is the source of this 1771-nucleotide messenger RNA. Its product is annotated as C-C chemokine receptor type 5-like. Gene Ontology annotation, biological process: chemotaxis; immune response; inflammatory response. Lineage: Eukaryota; Metazoa; Chordata; Mammalia; Chiroptera; Molossidae. Gene Ontology annotation, cellular component: membrane; cytoplasm. The record is from RefSeq and is a predicted model, not a curated record. Gene Ontology annotation, molecular function: chemokine (C-C motif) ligand 5 binding; C-C chemokine receptor activity. The coding region runs from base 124 to 1182 and encodes 352 amino acids. The transcript is spliced from 2 exons.